Messenger RNA from Anas platyrhynchos (mallard), 1906 nucleotides. RefSeq names its product Ras like without CAAX 2 (gene RIT2). Gene Ontology annotation, cellular component: membrane. Lineage: Eukaryota; Metazoa; Chordata; Aves; Anseriformes; Anatidae. Gene Ontology annotation, molecular function: GTP binding; GTPase activity. Gene Ontology annotation, biological process: signal transduction. The record is from RefSeq and is a predicted model, not a curated record.
AUGAGACCUUCUCCUGCUAACACAGGCACAGCAGCGAGUGCGAGGCUGAUAAAUCGUAUCUCUUGUAUUAUACCUUUCCUUUCUGCUUUUUUUUUUUUUCUUUUUUAACGGAGAUUUUAUAGUUCUUUAAGAUCAUAGAAAGCACCUGCCAGUUGCUUUUUCUUCCCUUUUGACUCCCUUCUUCUGCCUCGUGCAAGAUGGAGCUAGAAAAUGAAAUGAUCAGCUCCUCCAGCAAUUCUUCAGCAGGCUCCAGAGAGUACAAGGUGGUGAUGCUAGGAGCAGGGGGAGUUGGCAAAAGCGCAAUGACAAUGCAGUUUAUAAGCCAUCGGUUCCCUGACUAUCAUGAUCCAACUAUAGAGGAUGCCUACAAAACUCAAGUCCGAAUUGAUGAUGAACCAGCCUAUUUGGAUAUUCUAGACACUGCUGGACAGGCAGAAUUCACAGCCAUGAGGGACCAAUACAUGCGAGGCGGAGAAGGCUUCAUUAUCUGCUAUUCCAUCACAGACCGUCAAUCCUUUCAAGAAGCUGCUGAGUUUAAGGAACUCAUUUAUCGUGUCCGGCACACCUAUGAUAUCCCCUUGGUACUGGUUGGAAACAAAAUAGAUCUUGAAGAGUUCAGACAGGUCUCGACUGAAGAAGGAAUGAGCUUAGCCAGAGAAUACUCCUGCUCCUUUUUUGAGACUUCUGCUGCCCUUCGCUUCUACAUUGAUGAUGUCUUUCAUGGACUAGUGAGGGAAAUCCGAAGGAAAGAGUCCUCACUGCCCAUGGCAGAGAAGAAGAUGAAGAGGAAGGAUAGUCUGUGGCGGAAGCUGAAAGGAUCCCUGAAGAAAAAAAAAGAAAGUACAACUUGAUGGCAGUUCCUCAUGAGCCACCCCUCAGGAGCUGACCACAAUAACCUGUAACAGUUUGAAAAGGCAGCAUUGACACAGCAUCUUCCAGACAAGGUCCUGGAGUUUCUUCCCUUCCCUCAUGCAGAAGUAGCUCCUUGAAGGCCCAAUUCAUGGUUGCCCUGUGGCUCCUCUGUAUUAUAUAUCAAGUCACUUAGCACUCAUCCCCUCUCUCCAUAUCUGAGUGGAGAAAAUACUUUGCUUUUUCCCUGUGGUCCCUGGCUGGUCUUCAAAGGCUAGGAAUUGAGCCAGCAUCCAGGACAGAACAGCUUCUAUCAUUUCUAGAGUAAGGGAUGCACGUAUUACCUCCUCUCUGUCCAUGCAUGGGUCGUUUCUUCAUCCUGGGAAUGAUUAAUUUUCAUUUCAAUGGACAUUUUGACUGUUUAAGGACUGUAGGAUUUGACCUUCAGCUUUGCAUUCACACGUAGGUUUAGGGUUAGACUGUGCUCAGUCUGUGUGUCUGUGUGUGUGAGCUGGGACCAGGGGAAACACUGGGGGCUCACAAUUUUAACCCUGUAGAUCCCUAUCCUGACCAUGUUCUUUCCAUUUAGCAGGAAGGGUUGGCAAUCAUAUCACAAGUCCCACACUAGCCGUCCAGAAGGUUGUAGGGUUAUAGCUCCAUCUCUUCUACUUACUCAUCAGAACUGGCUAGCAGAGGUACAUUGUCCUACAGAUUGGCCACACUCAUGCAGCCCACCAAGGAAUGCACAAAAAACACUUCCCAGAGCAGUGCAACUCUGUCCCACCAUAGUGUCUGCAAUGUAGCAUUCAGCCCUUGACAUACUACAGAAUUGCAUCAGGACGGUCACUGUCUUUCACUGUCCAUGACCAUCCAAGUGAAUCAUUUUAUUGAUCAGCUGGACAGGUCUUUUAAAUAUUCCUUUUUAAAGCUAGCAUGAAGUAGAAUAUUGUCUCAUUUACUUUUUUUUUUUUUUCAAACUUCUUUUAAUAUUUACUUUAUUUAUAAAUUUUACAAGUAAGUCAUGCAUACAUUUUGUCAAAAAAUAAAGAUCAUGAAU